GGUUAAAUUACGAUGACUGCGCUGCGAGGAGAGAAGUUCUAUCGCUGUUGCCGUCUCUCGGGUUGAUACAUUCGGGAGAUCCAAUCACUGUGCUGGAAGGGACGUUGGUUGCAGGCUGCAGCUUACUUUGCCGUACUGCGACUGUAUAUACUCAACGGUCACAUUCUCUCAUUUCGUUCCUACUAUCAAACUUGGAAACAAAGCGAUGGCUGGAAAUUCGCGAGCGAUGUUGUUGCUCUUCUCUCUCUUGCUCCUCAUCAUCUCAGUCCUCUGCUUGUCCCUGAAAUCAGCAGCCAUCAAUAGGUACAACACUACCACUGAUCAUGGACACAGCACAAGCAGCGUCCGUCUUGAGAAAGAGUUUCCGGGUCAAGACCUUCCUCUAGCGAAUUAUCCAGCUGAGCUAGGCCUAAGUACAUCCAACGCUCUCUUUACUGCUGCAGGCACAAGCUUAGUAUCUGCUUUGGUUGUUUUCUUACUAUCUGUUCGGUCUAUGGUCAAACGGAAAGCGCUUCAGCUUGUAUGGUACCAGCGCAGAGCACUGACAUUCGCUUUCGCUGCGAAUACCAUAAUCGUGCUCGCUGUAUGCAUCUUUGUUUUCGUUCAACACAGCAAAUCUGCAUCCUUCUCUCUCAACUAUCGCAACUUAAAUAACGAUUUCGGAUCUGGUGGUGUAUACAACGGCGGACUCUUCGAUCUCGAGGCAUGGGCAUGCGGUGUUGCGGAUCUGGCCUCGUUCCAAGGCUAUGAUUGGGGUUUGAAGGACCAGUGUAUGCUGGAGAGUGGCAGUCGGGCGUGCUCACUUCUUCUGGUUGUAUUCGCUGCGAUUGUUGCGGGGUGUGUAUGGUGGGAUACAAGGUACGGGAAUAUGGUGAUCACGAAUUGGAAAGGUAUAGAUACGGAUGAGGAGUUGAGCUAUGAACUAUGUCGUGGGACUUUUGAGAUGAGGGGAAUGAAGUUUGAGGAGGAUGAUCACAAGGGGUAGAAGUGGCACGGUGGUUAAGGGUUUACAGUCUGAGCAUCCUUAAGUAUUGACAUAUCAUAUACCACUUUUAUCACUGUCUAGUCGUGCUUUGCUAAUAGGAUUUAUCUCAGGCUAAAAAAGAGCAAGUCAAUAUGCAAGCUUAUUACACGAGACCGGAACCUUAUCCACAGGGGGACUGGGAUUGCUUGUGGGUAAUUUGUUUGCGACAAUAAUUGUAUGGACUAGGACCAGAUAGUCGAAUUGCGUGUAGA
Molecule: messenger RNA, 1236 nt
Organism: Pseudovirgaria hyperparasitica
Lineage: Eukaryota; Fungi; Ascomycota; Dothideomycetes; Acrospermales; Acrospermaceae
Exons: 2
Coding region: 227-985 (252 amino acids)
Source: RefSeq, a predicted model, not a curated record